CUGCUUAUGAAUCACUGGCUGAUAGCAUUAUCACAUGUCCGAUUACUUAUCUGCAACAACGCUGUCAUAUUGCUUGGUGAAGCUGAGAGUAACGCAACACUUCUACACAAGCCAGUGUAUGUCAGCGUGUCUGCACAGCUCCAUACUUUACAAGCUUUUUAAACCAAGAGAGGACAACCGAGUCUCUAAUUUAUCAGAUAGACAGAAAUAUAUUAUAUUUAUCUUAAAUAUAAGCAAUAAGGUAUUUAUGCAUUUUAUAUAUAAUGACGGACAAAAUAAUGUUUAUAAAUACCCAAGGAUUUCAGAAUAAAAAGGAUAAACUUAAUGAAAUUGUUAAGACUAAACAACCUAUGGUUUUAGCAAUUGCUGAACAUUUUCAAAAUAAUCAAGAUCUUCUCAGCUGUAUAGAAGGAUAUACAGUACGCUCCUCCUUUUGCAGAGAGUUGAAAAAUGAAAGAGGAGGAGUUGCAAUAUUCGUGAGAAAUGAUGUUGAAUGUAAACCAAGAGAGGAAUUGGAUGUUUAUUGCCAAAAGAAAGCAUUUGAAGUUGCUACUGUGGAAAUACCUUCGAUAAACUUGGUAGUUUCCGCAAUGUACAAACCCCCAAGUAGCAGCAGAACAAAAUUCUACUCAAAUCUCGAUUCAUUGUUAGAAACUUUAAAAUCAGACACAGAUAAAAAACACAUAAUAGCUGGAGACUUUAACAUCGACCUAUCACAGAAUAAAUCUACCAAUGAAGUUAUGCAGAAGAAUGGAUUUAAGUCAACGUUGUCGGAAAGUACUCACGAUUAUGGAGCUUGCUAUGAUAAUUUCAUCGUUGAUUUUGAACCCCGAAAGGCUCGCGUAAUGAGGGGCAAAUUUGACAAAAUAUCUGAUCAUCACCCCAUUGAACUGAUUAUUGGUACGCGUAGUUCAAAGGCUGAAAAAGAUACUAAUUCUGCACCACCUUCUCAGACUUCAAAAGAGUCGGCUUUGUCUUCACAUUCUGAAUCAAAUGAGAAUACAGUCACAUCAACUACAAACAUUACAUCUAAAACUAAGGAAGUUGUUCCUUCCAAACAAUCAUCUCCAACCUUAUCAGAACGUGCAGUUUCCUCAUCCAAAAACUCUAAAACAAACUCGAAAAACAUCAUUCCUACAAAACCCUCUCCAAUUUCAACAUUAGAAUCUGAUGUAUCAUCAAGUAACAACUCUAAACUAAAAAUGAAAAAGAUCACUAAUUCUAAAAUAUCAUCUUCAUCUUCACAAUCAACAUCAUCAGAAUUCAAUGUCUCUGCAACUAGUAAUCGUAAACCAAAAGCGGAAAAGGGUAUUCCUUCCACAGAAUCUUCUGCAACGGCUGAAAAAGAUACUAAUUCUCCACCACCUUCUCAGACUUCAAAAGAGUCGGCUUCGUCUUCACAUUCUGAAUCAAAUGAGAAUACAGUCACAUCAACUACAAAAAUUACAUCUAAAACUAAGAAAGUUGUUCCUUCCAAACAAUCAUCUCCAACCUUAUCAGAACGUGCAGUUUCCUCAUCCAAAAACUCUAAAACAAACUCGAAAAAACAUCAUUCCUACAAAACCCUCUCCAAUUUCAACAUUAGAAUCUGAUGUAUCAUCAAGUAACAACUCUAAACUAAAAAUGAAAAAGAUCACUAAUUCUAAAAUAUCAUCUUCACAAUCAACUUCAUCAGAAUUCAAUGUCUCUGCAACUAGUAAUCGUAAACCAAAAGCGGAAAAGGGUAUGCCUUCCACAGAAUCUUCUGCAACGUUAUUGGAUGUAUUUUUAGGACAACCCGUGGGUCUUGAUGAACGUAAUGACUCAUCAUCUAAAAUAUCUUCACCAAAACGGAAACAGAUUGCUCCUUCUACAGAAUAUCAUCCAACUUCUGCAACUUCAUUUGACUUAUAUAUGGGACGAACGCAUGGUCUUGAAAAAUGUGAUGAAACCUCAUAUAAUUGUGGGCUUAAUGACAGUGAAAUUUUAUUGACCAGAAACACUAAUACAAAAAGAGAGAACAUAUACACUGCUUCUACACGACCUUCUAGAUCUUCGUUGGACUCUAUUUCAAAACCAACUCGAAGCCUCAAUGACGUUGAAACUUCAUCAAUACGAAGCACUAAACCAAAAGGAGCCAACAAAUACACUCUUUCUAUGCCAUCUCCUCCAGCUCCUUUAGAGUCUACUGUAAACUUAACUCGUGGUCUCCAUGAAAUGGAAGUCUCGUCAACCAGAAUCACUAAACCCAAAUUUAAAAAAGAAAACGUUCUUACACAACCAUCUUCAGUUUCAGUUCAGUUAGAUUCGAUUUCAAGCCUAUCGUCCGAUAUAAAAAGGUCUGGGACCUCCUCAACCAGAACCCGCAAACCAAAAACCAUAGAUGUCUUGUACGAUGUCUCGUAUAAUUAGAAUCUCUUCCACUUUCAUUUUGUAUAUUUUACUAUUAAAUAUAGUUAACUCCUGCACCAGAAACUAUCAAAUAAAUAAUUGUAAUUAAAAACUGCGAGUCCAUUUAAAAGAUUUAAAACCCAAUGUAGUUGUUUAUCAAACUGGAAGCGAAUAUAUGUUUUAUUACUUAAGUUAAAAGCAAUCCAGGUAAUUACAAUAUUGGGUUUAAUCUCAAAAGACAGAAUCAAUAAACUUACAAUAAACCAUAAGCCCAUAGGUUUGGCCGUGGGAUGGUUGGUAAAAUACAAAGAAAAUGGGCUGAACAAUUAUAAAUUAUUAAAAUUGAAAACGGGGAAUAUAAAUGGACUAUUAUGUAAGAAAUAAUAGGACAUGCGAGAUUGAAACCUGAUUUUAUCGAUAUUUUAAAAACAUAUUAAAGAGUACAAUUCACAUUUUCAAUAGCAAUAAGGAACUGAGGAACAUACACCUCCUAGGACUGCAUAUUAUUGUGAUUUGAAUACCCUCUAUACAUCUUCAUGGUGGUCAACGCUGAGCGAUCUUGUUCUAGCAAGCAGCCAACCUAAUAGUUUGUAAGUCACCUUUAAGCCGUUGAUCCCAAUUUUAAGGUUACAGAGGGCUUAUUAGCCUUAACUUUGCCUGGCAAGAUAAGAUAUUUAACUUUUUUGUCACACAGAUCAUAAUACGUUACUUGAAUGAGGAACUCAGCUCUGUCAUAUUUUCCCCCCUAAAGUGUUGCUUGCCUCUUUUUAAAUAUUUCUCUUCACGAGUAAAACGUUUCCUAACCAGUACAACUGCUGAUUUAUUAUUAUUAUUAUUACUAUUACUAUUAUUAUUAUUAUUAUUAUUGUUAUUGUUAUUGUGUAUUAUAAGGCUUUUAUGGAAAUAAAUAGUUCAAUAAACUAUGA
Messenger RNA from Homalodisca vitripennis (glassy-winged sharpshooter), 3296 nucleotides. RefSeq lists its product as uncharacterized. NCBI's taxonomy places the organism in Eukaryota, Metazoa, Arthropoda, Insecta, Hemiptera, Cicadellidae. Gene Ontology annotation, molecular function: catalytic activity. The transcript is spliced from 2 exons. The coding region runs from base 264 to 1592 and encodes 442 amino acids. The record is from RefSeq and is a predicted model, not a curated record.